This is a messenger RNA of Clupea harengus (Atlantic herring), 1405 nucleotides long. Its product is annotated as ADP-ribosylation factor-like protein 3. Lineage: Eukaryota; Metazoa; Chordata; Actinopteri; Clupeiformes; Clupeidae. The record is from RefSeq and is a predicted model, not a curated record. Gene Ontology annotation, molecular function: GTPase activity; GTP binding.
UUUCCUUCCUUCUCAAAAGGACUUGCUAUUGCACAAUACCUAUACAUUUGCAUAUACUUGACGUUAUAUUUCUUCUUUUUUUUGCACUUGACCAAACAUUGCCGUUAAUGCUCUUUUUUUACUUUGCAUAGAGCAAAUAACCUUCACGUAACUUAAAACACUUCAGUAUGUCUUCAACCUGUGAUGCACUAAUUUAAUACAUUUGGAAAUAUCAUGCAUGCCACUAGAAAUCACUGUUGUCUUGUCUGUGAAACGGAUACAUUUGGGUACAAAAUAACAUAAUGAUACAGUGUUGGAUAAAAGGAUGGAAGACAAAAGUUUACAUUGUUUACAUGGACGUCAUGGCUGACAUAGUAACAGGGGGACUGACAGCUUGGUCAGGCGAGUGAUGUCAAAUCCCUGGAUCUGUGGGACUGUGAAAUAGUCCGGGCAGAGUCACACUGAGCGCACCAAAGCAUGGGUUUGUUGGCAGUCCUACGGAGGUUGAAGACCACUCCUGACCAGGAGGUGAGGAUCCUGCUACUGGGGCUGGACAAUGCUGGCAAAACCACCCUGUUGAAACAGCUCGCCUCUGAAGACAUCAACCACAUAACCCCUACACAGGGCUUCAAUAUCAAAAGUGUGCAAAGCCAGGGCUUCAAGCUCAAUGUGUGGGACAUCGGAGGCCAAAGGAAGAUCCGCCCUUACUGGAGGAACUACUUUGAGAACACAGACCUACUGAUCUACGUCAUUGACAGUGGUGAUAGGAAGCGCUUUGAGGAAACAGCUGAGGAGUUGGGUGAGCUGCUUGAGGAGGAAAAGCUAGCUAUGAUCCCCAUGCUGAUAUUUGCCAACAAGCAGGACCUGAUGACGGCAGCCUCCCCUGCCGAGCUGGCUGAGGGGCUCCACCUGCACACCAUCAGAGACCGUAUUUGGCAGAUCCAGGCCUGCUCUGCACUCACCGGAGAGGGAGUGCAGGAUGGCAUGGUAUGGCUAUGCAAGUGUAUACCCACUAGAAGGAAAUAACUGUGAGGACCACAGGUUUGAGGUUUGAACAAUCUGAGUAUGCGGAACGCCAACAACAAAAGGCUUAUUUUCACAAAUAGGUGAUAUCUAAUGAUAUCUAUGGUUGGUUUUAUAUCAUGGUACAUGAUCACAUCAAAGGUUAUUUUUUUGAUACCUGAAUUGCUUAUUUAAUAUUACUAGUCACUAUGUGUACAUUUGUUUGCACUAAUAGACUGUAUAACCCUGCAGUUACUGCAGUGACCAUUUGAUGUUGAAGGUCUUUUGAUACAGUGUGUGUGUGCAUAUUGUAAGAAUACAGAAGCAGAGAAGUUUGUCAAUUUUUUUUUUUUUUGUAAAUUGUUUACACUACUGAUGAACUGCAUGUCUGACAGUUUUUAAAUAAAGCCGAAUUAUUCUAAGA